AUGGCGCCCUCGAAUUCGCGACCCAGAUCCACCCGUCCUAUGCGGUCUAGCCGGACCAAGGUGAAGACAUACAAUGAGGAGACUUCUUCAGAUGAGACAACCCGAAUCUCACGAUCUGAGCGUGCAUCGGUAUCCCUCCGGUCGCGCAGUACAACUCGAAUGCCAAGAUCCUAUCGCGAAGAAUCAACCGAUGCUAGCUUCAAUGAGCCUGUGGAAGACCAAAAUUCCCAAUCAUUGGUAGCUGCACCAACGGAAGAGCAAUAUCUGGCCUCUGAAUUUGUGCCUACCCCUCGGCCCCCCAGACGGUCGCAGCCUCGACGCACCCCAAACCCAAAGCCAAAGCAGACUAAACGACCAUCCCGAACUAGGGGCCAGGUAGGAAGAACUUUGCACAAGCGCGCCAAGACCGACCACGAUCACGGGAUAAUCUUGGGAUCGGGCGUCAUUCCUCCAUGGCAAACGCUGCCAUAUCAUGUCCUCAUGGACAUCUUCCUGCGCGCGUCCUACCCAUUGCUCGAUGAAGGUCGAUCAGACCGCAAUGAUUCUGUCAAGUGGCUGGUGAAUGUUGCUUUGCUUUGUCGAAGUUUCCAGGAACCUGCGCUCGCUGCACUUCUUCAUUGUCCGCCGCUAUUACCUGCUCACAAAACCCAUGCCCUUCUUAGUCUCUUAUCACAACCAUUAGAUUCUCUCUCUAUGAACUACGCUAGCAAGAUCAAGAAGCUCCAUGUUGAAGUUGAACCUGUGCUCCUGCUUAAGAGUGGACCUACUCUUGGCUAUUUUGACCUCGCGAAACUGAUUGAGAAGACACCCCAAGUACACACAGUGCGUCUUUAUCACAAAGAUGAUUACACUGUGGGAAUCCCUCCGUGGCACAUUACCCUGUCGAGGUGGAUUUAUCCAAAUCCUCUUCUUGAUGCUAUCAACGAUAGUGGUGUUAUCCUUCGAAGUUGGGAUUGGAAUGGUCGUUUCUAUGAAACUGAUAUACUUCUUGAAUUGAUGGCGCACUAUCACCUGGGACCGGCCUUCCGUGGUCUGCGAGAGCUUAAACUACUUCACCUCAACGAUGCUCAGCCAGACGAGUACUCUGGCGAGGGAGGAGGUUGUUUAGUAGAUGGAAUCAAACGUCUUCAAGAGAUCGAGCGAUUGGAAUUCCUUGAAUGUUCAAUGGUCAGCGGUCAAGUGUUGACCAAUCUACCGCAUACGAUUCGCUCUCUCACUCUGAGAAACUGUGACCGCAUGUGGUCAACGGAUCUCACGGCCUUCCUGACCUCACAUGGCACAAAUCUUCAAAAACUCAGUCUUAGUCACAAUCGCCAUCUCAGCAUGUCUUUUAUCCAAACUCUGGGGCAGACUUGCCCAAAUCUGGAACUCUUCAAAAUGGAUCUUUCCAUGCAUGACGGGUCCAGUUACCACGAUGUUGAGCCCCACUUCGACCAGCUACUUCUUCAAAGCGAGACCCCCACAUGGCCUGUGAAGCUUCAAGAAAUUGAACUCAUCCAGUUACGCAAAUGGGAUGAUGCCACUGCAGAGGUCUUUUUUACUUCGCUGGUAAAUGCGGCGCCUGAUCUCCGUGAUCUACGAAAACUGGGCAUCAGCGCCAUCCUGAAGAUUGGAUGGCGUGACCGUGCGACAUUUCGCGAAAAAUGGAUCAGCAAACUUGAAAAAGUCUUCCUUCGUCGAAGUCUGCCACCAAACCCAAAUCUUCGUUCGCUUCGCAAGCGCCAACUGAACCCUGAUAACCCGGCAGCUCUGGAUGGUAGUGAAACCAACAUCGAUGAAUCGCGCCCAGGAACCGAUGAUAGCGGACCGUCAACUUCUACCAAACGUCAGAGCACGCGCCUGGCGCAGCAAAGUUCGGUCGAAGCCGACGAUGCCACCGCUAGUUCUUCACGGAGAACCUCUCCUUCCGAGUUUGGCAAGAUCCAGGGGAUGUGUGAUAUCGUCAACAUUCGAAUCGACAAUCAGCGACCGACAGAGAUGCAAUAUAACGAGAAUGACUUUCUUGAUGAUGAGCUUAGUGGUGAUGAAGACUGGGAUGGUGCCGACUUCGAGCCUGCUCCAGGACAUGCGUGGUAA
Molecule: messenger RNA, 2076 nt
Organism: Penicillium soppii
Lineage: Eukaryota; Fungi; Ascomycota; Eurotiomycetes; Eurotiales; Aspergillaceae
Exons: 1
Coding region: 1-2076 (691 amino acids)
Source: RefSeq, a predicted model, not a curated record